AAAGGGGAGGGGGGGGGAUCAUGGAUAAAACUUUGCACAUUCUACAGAAAACCGCGGACGGCGUGCCGACUGGGAUCUCCCUGGAUGUGAGUUUAAAUAUGGACGAAGGUGAAGAUUUCAGGGAACAACAGAUAGUGGGGCUCCCGGACAAAAUACCUCUGGUGAAACCGUAUUUUAAAAAGAAGCAGAGGAAAUUGGACGCCAAAUGUCUCCACCGUGCGCUAGAGGAUCCUAUACUGACCACAUUGCUCAGCACAGACACGCUGGUCACCGGGGAUGGGGUGUUUGUUCCCCGGAACCAGCCCGGCCGGACUCCCAGCAACCUGUGCGCGGCGGCUGUGGUGAAACAGAACUGUAUAGGACAGGUUUGUCUCAAAGACUCGGGAGCUGCCGUCGACGCCACAGCUGGGGCUGGAGUACAGGGGUUGAUGACCCGGGACGGCGAUGUGGAAAUAGCCGAUACUACUGCGGAGCUGGAGGAGACGGAGCGGCGAGGGGAGCGACCCGAGAUCACAGAUCCGACCCCGAACAGCCGCUGCUUUCAGCAGAAACCUGGCCUCAGGACGGCUGGGAGCACAGUGACAAUAACGCCCCCAGUCAGGGAUUUACCUUCCACAGCUACACCCCAGGCUCCUCACCAGGAGGGGGACAUCAAAAGCAAUGACCUCUUAACCUCUUCUGUUAAAAACCUUCCAGUAAAAGACUGCUCCGGCCUCCAGGACCCACAUCCCCUCCUGCUGCAGCCUGACAAAGGAGUACUAUUUCAGGAUAAAAGUGAAGAGGCCUCCCUGGACCUUGUUUUUGAGCUGCUGACCCAGCUCCAGUAUCACACACACCAGUCAGACUCAGUAGACAUUUGUGUGGAUUUCCUCCAAGGACAGUGUGAUUACGGCAACGAUUGUGCCCACCACCACACUGUCCUGCCAUACCACUGGCAGAUCCGCAGGACCAGCAGUCAAACGUGGCAGAGCAUAGCGGAUGACUCCCAGGAACAGCUGGAGAGACUGUACUGCAACCCGGAUAAUGAGCAAGUCAGGCUCAAGUUUCAGGGUCGAGUGUUUUCCUUAGACUUUGGGGCGAUGCGAGUGUGUGACCUGGAGUUUGACUGCGUCCGGCGACUGACGUCUCCUGCAAGCCCUCUGCCCAUUCCCCCAACGAACCCAAACCCAACCCCAAGCUGUCACACAGUGUGGAAGUACUACUGCAGAGACAACUUUGGCUGGAGGGAAUACUCUGAGCCUGUGGUAAAGCUCAUAGAGGAAGCAAGUUCGAGGGGUCUUAAGGAGGUGCGAUUUAUAACACUCCAGAACCAGUACAUCCUUAACAUCCGGGAGGGCUUCCAGCAGAACGCCGUCUUUGGGUUCAGACGUCAGAUCAAGAAGCGGCCCCUGUUCAUGUCCUCCGUUAUGCUUACACCCCUCCUCCAGACUUUGGGAGGCCUCUCUUCAUCUCCCCUCGCCUGCUCCUCCUCUUCCUCGUCCAUGGAUCUCUCCACGUUGCAUCCUCUCUCGCCAACGACCACCAACCCACCAAGCCUUUUUCCAGAGACAUGGUUGCCAAUGACGAUGAGCCAGGACUUCCUGCAGGUGCCCGUCUCGCGCGAAGACAGGAGCUACAGGACAGUAUACAGCCUUUUCCAUAAGACAGUGUCAGAGACCAAGUUCAGGAUCAUCAAAAUCCAGCGAGUGCAGAACCCGUUCCUGUGGGAGAAGUACAAGAGGAAGAAAGAGUACAUGUCCCGGCGUAUGUCAGAGAUGGACAGGCUGCUAAGCGAGCGCCACCUCUUCCACGGCACCUCGGCUGACGUGGUGGAGGGCAUCUGCAAGCACAACUUCGACCCUCGAGUAUGUGGCAAGCACGCCACCAUGUUUGGCCAGGGCUCCUACUUUGCUCGCAAGGCUGUCUACUCCCACAAUUUCUCCAAACGCUCACCCAAAGGAGUCCACUGCAUGUUCCUGGCCAAAGUCCUCACUGGCAGGUUUACUGUAGGAAAUCCCUCCAUGCGGCGACCUCCACCAAUCAACCCUCGUGAUGCCUCCAGUGACCUUUAUGACUCCUGUGUUGACAACUGGGUGGACCCCCAGAUCUACGUCAUCUUCAACGAUGACCAGAGCUAUCCUUACUUUAUCAUUCACUAUGAAGAGGUACCCAGCACUGUCGCAGUCUAAGACCUGGAUCAGACCUGGCUUUGUCUGUAUUUGCCAAUACUUAGUCGCAGUUUGUUUUAGUCUGUUACUGAGUGAGGUGGGUGGAGUUCAACUCUCUUAAGAUAAAAAGAAACAUAUUAGACCAACAGCAGCUGAAACUUAUAGUUUCCUGUUUGAAGACUAAACCUCACCCAUCUGCUGCUCUAAACAGGUUAAAACAGUCUAAGACAUGUUUGCAAAUACACAGUGAUUUAAGAAUGCAGUCAACUGGAUUCAAGCAGACUGGUCUGCAUUAAGGAACAACAGACUGGUCCAGACCGGAUUAAACUGGAUAAAACUAGACUAACAAAGGACGACACCUGUUUCAUCCAGCAUUCAGAGGUGGAUGACAACUGAAAACAGCUGCUCCCCCCCCCCCCAACAGACUUGACCAGAUUCAUAUAGCAUUCUUUGUUAUCUAGUAUGAACAGGAGCCUUGUGAUGAUCACCGGACACGAGAGGAUUUCAUCUACCUUAUUGAUCUAGAGCAGAUGCAGGAAAAACCAAACAUAGUCCUCUUAUCAUUUUGACUUAGUCGAAUGGCUGUAAAUGAACUCAGUUCCACAUCAGGACAAAUGCUGUAGUAGACAGUCAGCGUUCUGCCAGUACUGUGAAUGACCAACUGGUUGUAUUAUUCUGAGGAAGCAGCCAACCAAUCAAACGCUUCCAUAGAGAAACCAUGGCAAUUCUGAUCCCAGUCAGUCUCUGACAAAAUUCAUAGUGUGUUUACCCAGCCUCCGACCCGUAAGAUUUUUUUUCUCUCCAGUGUAUGUGCUGCGUGUGUGAGUCUUUUGAUUUAGUGGACAUGAAUCUUGUGGCCUCUUCAAACAGUCUUGGACAUGAGUUUCAGUGGGACUUUUACAAACAAGACAUCGACGUACUGUAAACCUCCAGGCAGCGGUUUCACAUGAAGCCAGCGCUGUUCCCUGUUGGUUAUUUUGCCUUUGUGCCCACCGCUUUAGUUCUUCAUGGGGGAUUGAAGAGAGUACAGUUUCACGCUGAGAUUCUAUGCUGCUGCAGUGGCGCUGUAGCGUUUUGUCAACAAACCCCCUGAAACUCAUCUCUCUUGGGCCACUUUCUCCAAGACAGUAGACAUGUUUUAUUGAGACAAACUGUACAGAUGUUCUCUUUGUUUAUAUUUGAACUGUGUGCCUUUUGUUCAUAAAAAUUGUAUUUAUGUUAGUUUGAUGUAACAUUGAUUGAAUAAAGAAACCUAAAAGAAAAAAUA
Molecule: messenger RNA, 3414 nt
Organism: Labrus mixtus (cuckoo wrasse)
Lineage: Eukaryota; Metazoa; Chordata; Actinopteri; Labriformes; Labridae
Gene: tiparp
Product: TCDD-inducible poly(ADP-ribose) polymerase
Exons: 6
Coding region: 21-2168 (715 amino acids)
Molecular function (GO): NAD+ poly-ADP-ribosyltransferase activity; zinc ion binding
Source: RefSeq, a predicted model, not a curated record